AGCGCAUGCCAGCUAAGAGAACCCCACCCCUGUUGCUCCUCCCACAUGCAGUUUAGUCAAAUCUCUAUAAUACUAAUCUCCACUUCUGAUACUUUUAAUUCUGUAGGGAUCUGUGUAUGACAAUAUUAUUACCAUAUUAAUGCGGUAAUAAAUAGUAAUUCCCACGCCGGUUAACAGGAAGACGAAGGAGGAGGAGGUGAACAAUGAAAACAAACAGUUAUCGAGCUUUGUAAUUUUUCCGUUGUUCAAAUGUAGCAGUCCCCCGGAUUCUUAAUUCUUCGAUUCAGUUCAAUCCGUCUAUGUCACCUGUACAGACAUACAUCUACGCAUCUUUACUGGUUGAUUACAGGCAGAUACGAUAAGAUUGCGCAUUUUCCCCGAUGGCGGCGAAUUAUAGUACGUCUCGUAAUCCGGGGAGCUCGAAGUUUCAGUUUGGCGGAGGAAGUGUGAGUCUUGCGUCCAGGCUGAGAUCCUCGUCGUUGAAGAAGCCGCCCGAGCCGCUCCGCAGAGCCGUGGCUGAUUGUCUAUCGGCUUCGGCUCCACCUCACCAUGGAACCUCCUCGGCUGCCUCGUCCGAAUCUUCUAGGACUCUCCGGGUUAGAAUUUGCACCUGUUUUCUGCUAGAUUUUUUGCUUUGUUUUGGGCUUUGGAUAUUGGUGCUUGGUGGAGGCAUUUUCAUGACUUUCUUUUGGUGAGAUCUGUCCCCAGUUUAGCUGGGAAGGUUAAAUUGUUUUUGUCUUGUUAGUGUGUAAUUCUUGAUUAUUUAGGCUUUUGCCAUUGGAUUCGAAAAGUGGGUAUAUGGAAUUAAAAAAAGAACCGAUUUUGGUUCAGUUUUGCCUAAAACUAAAAUGCAUUACUUUACGUGUGUGGAAGUUGCUCAUUUCAUAAGCUCGUUAGACUGUUGGAAUAAUCUGAUUUCCAGCUUCUGCUUUGUAUUGAAAAGGUAGUAGGUAAAGAAGGGAGAAGUAGAUGUAAACAAAGUAUUUUACCCCUUAUUUUGAAACGGCAGUAGGAAAAGAAGGGAUAAGUAGAUGUAAGAUUUUCAGAGAAUUGUAAUACUAACACUCUCUCUAGUUCUGCAAUGCACUUGUUGGUUUAUUUAGCGCGCACACAUACACAUAGUAAUAUUGGUAAAGGCUGCAAUUCCGGUUUAGAAAGUUUGUCACAUCGACAUGAUUUAUGAAGGUAUACUCUUUUGUACCUCUACCUAAGCAUAAAACUCAAAGGCAUAAUGCAUGUGAUGAUUCAGUACUAUAGACUUUUCCUCCGCGUGUUUUUAAAUAUUUCAUUUAGAAGAGACCAUAAUAAAUAAUACCAUCUUAUUGUUUGAGUUUUUAUUUGUACCUUUCUUCCUUUCAAUGACAGACUGUCACUUCUUUUUUCAAGUCCUAAAUUGUGGUAGUAGUUAUCCAAUGUUCAACAUCCAUUCAUUAAUGAUGAAAUUAGAAGCUGAACUGCAAGGGUUGUAGUUUACGGGGCUAUCCAAAGAUUAUUAAGCUUAAUAUGCUUUCCAGUUUCCUCAUCCCAAUUAUGUGUUCCAAAUGUUGUUUAUAAUUUGACCACUACUUCCAACCUCCAAGGACUUUAAAAUUGAACCAUUUAACCUUGAGAGUGCAUGUAAGAGGUGUAAGAUUGGCCCUCCUUCCAACUAUACAAACAAACAAACAACAACAACAUUACUACAGUGCCAAAAAGGCUCUCACCUAUGGUGGGGUAAGGGGGGUCAGAUGUACGCAACCUUACCCAUGUACUAAAGCACAGGGAGACUGUUUUCGGAUGACUCAUGAUGAAAAUUGCUUCGAAAAUUGCAUGGACUUACUGCCGCUUCAUAACAAAGAAGCGCAGACAGUUGACUGAGCUAUUUUGCUUUAUUCCAUCAUAUUCACAAGCCAAAAAAUAGUGAGUCUUUGGCUCCAUUGGAAAUGAUGGAAAACCCGUCUUCCAACUAUAUGUGCCAAAAAAGUUUAACAUAAAAAAACAGUUGAAAGUUGAAACGACUGGAUUUGGACCAUACCGUAGUGAAUACUAAUUAUUACAGUGUAGUUAGAAUGAUAAUCAUGAAUGCAAUUAAAAAUGUGGCCGUACCGAAAGGAUCAUCUCAUUCUUGGCUGAUUGGCUCCUUGUGAAAAUGUAAACUCACUUUUUUUACUUAAUAUGAGUCAUUUCAAUGUUUUUGACGUGACUAGGUUGCACUGCAUCGAUGUUUUAAAUAAAAGGCUAUACUUUUGCAGUUUUCUUAAAUAAAUAGCCAUCCAAAGCAAAAAUGGCUGCUUCUUCAAUUGUCCCUUCUGUUUUUAAUAAAAUGAUGGAUUUGCUUAUUUGAUUAUGGUGUAAAUGUAAUAAUAGAAACACAAAAAGAAAAUCUCAUGAUUAAUAAUGGAUAUAUACUCUUUCACAGGAUUACUUGGCCUCACAUUCCACAACGGACUUGGCUUAUGGUGUAAUUUUAGAUCACACCCUAGCAGAACGUGAGCGCAGCCCUGCUGUGGUAGCAAAAUCUGUGGCACUUUUGAAACGGUAUCUGUUAAGGUAUAAACCAAGCGAAGAAACACUACUACAGAUUGAUAGGUUCUGCUUAAGCAUAAUUGCGGAAUGUGAUAUGACUACAAACCGGAAACUGGCACCAUUGCCACGUUCGUUAGGACAACAAAGUGGUGCAUCGGUUUCAUCUGUCACUGUAUCUCCUUUACCUGUGUCAAGUUUUGCAUCAGCUGCUCUUGUGAAGUCCUUACAUUAUGUCCGUUCUCUGGUGGCUCAACAUAUCCCAAAACGGUCAUUUCAACCUGCAGCUUUUGUUGGGGCGCCUCUUGCGUCAAGGCAAGCACUCCCAUCAUUGUCAUCUUUAUUGAGAAGAUCCUUCACUACCCAGCUAAACCCUUCAAAUGUCAAAGAGUCUCCAAAAAGUAUAGAAAUGUCUACCAUAUCUUCUUCUUAUUCACCAAUUCUUGAAGAAGCUGAUACUCUGGAAGAUCAGGGUUUCAUGCCAGUUGAUGUUUUUAAGUGGCGUUGGUGCAGAGAUCAACAGCAAUCUCUAUCUUUGCCUAAGAGUGAUCAAACUUUGAAUCCCAAAGAAGUCAGUGCACAUAAUUUCCUAGAAGUUGGUGCAGCAGCUCUGCUUGUAGGGGACAUGGAAGCCAAAAUGAAGGGUGAGCCUUGGAGAGUAUAUGGCAGCACUGAAAUGCCUUAUCUGGAUCAACUGUUGCAGCCAUCUUUGCUGACGACUGUCACAAAUUCUGCCUCUGCUCGUGCACACUUAAGAGCAAUAACGGCACUAAAACGCUCUAAAGCAGGGCCUAAUGAGAUAUGGGAGGAUUCUCCAGUGAGCACCUUCCGGCCUCGUACAAAGCCACUUUUUCAGUAUCGCCACUACAGUGAACAACAACCUCUGCGAUUAAACCCCACAGAAGUCUGUGAAGUUAUUGCUGCUGUUUGCUCAGAGAGUCCUGCUCCAAAUGCUUAUUUUAUGACGGUCUCAUCUAAACUGAGUAAUAACAGUGGAAAACCAUCUAUAGAUGUUGCUGCUAGUGUUCUCGUGAAACUUGUUAUUGACAUGUAUGUUUUAGAUUCUGAGCUUGCUGCUCCGCUUACUCUAUCAAUGCUUGAGGAAAUGAUCAAUGCUCCUCGGUUGGGAUCGAAAGAUAGGGCAUUUGAUUUAAUCCUUAAUCUUGGAAUUCAUGCUCACUUGUUAGAGCCUCCAGCAGCUGAUGAGGCUUCUUCAAUUGCAGAAGAAUAUUCUGAAGAAGCAUAUUUUGACUGUGAAACUCAAUUUUCUCCAGAUAAGAAAAAACCAACUGGGAAUUACGUGGCUAUUGAGAAAUUUGAAUGUUGGAUUUUAGGCAUUCUUUGUGAGGUUCUUCUUCAUCUUGUCCAGACGGAAGAGAAAGAAGAGUCUGUAUGGGCAUCUUCCCUGAGCUGUUUGCUUUAUUUUGUGUGUGAUAGAGGCAGAAUACGGAGAAGCAGACUUAGAAGUCUUGACAUCCGAGUUGUUAAGGCACUUAUAGAAGUUAGCAGUAGAAAUUCAUGGGCAGAAGUAGUUCAUUCCAAGCUUAUUGGCAUGUUCACAAAUAUGUUCUAUGAAAUACCAGAGGACUCUGAUAAAUCUCUACCAGCUACACCUGCUUUUCUUAUUCAGCAAGUUGAUUUGAUCGGUGGAAUUGAGUUCAUUUUUGCAGAGUUGAUGCUGUCAAACUCUAGGGAAGAGAGGAGGAAUCUUUACCUUGUUUUGUUUGAUUAUGUUGUGCAUCAAAUAAAUGAGGCAUGCAUGAUGGCUGGAAUUUCUGAAUAUAGUGAUGAUGAAGUUCAACCUAUUGCAACACUACUUAUGCUUGCAGAUGCACCUGAAGCAUUACACAUUUCAAUCAAACUCGGGGUGGAAGGUAUUUUGGAGCUUUUGAGAAGAUCUAUAUUUACCCCACUGUCCAGAUAUCCCAGUAGCGAUCGGCUUAUUACGUUCUUGGAAAAAAUUGUAGAGAAACUUGAAAUGCUUAUAAAGUCAUUUACACAUCUUGACAAAGAGUUUGCCCAGUCAAGACAAAUGACGAAAUCACUCAAAUCUUUGAAAAGCAUCGAUGAAGUUUUACUUCUAAAGAAUGGAAUAGAUGGGGUUUCUGGAAGCAGCAUUCACAUGAAAGCAAAACUUUCUUGGGCUACAUUACAUUCUCUUCUUCAUUCAGAGAGAACUGCUUGUCGUCAUAAUGGCUAUCUAUGGUUGGGUGAUCUGCUGAUUGCGGAAAUUACCGAGGGAAGGGAUGAAAGUAUAUGGUCAAGCAUCCGAAAGUUGCAGCAGAAAAUAGAAGCCCUUGCUGAUGUUAAUGAUUAUUCACCAGAUUUAGAUAUCCCUAUAUCUAUCUGGCUCAUGUUUGGGAUGUUGAAGUCAAAAAACAGUGUUAUCAGAAUUGGAUUCCUAUUUGUUUUAGAGAGGCUUCUCAUGCGAUGUAAAUUUUUGUUGGAUGAGAGUGAAGUCCAACAUGUGAUAAGUGGUGAAGCUGUUGGAAAUCUGCAUGACAAGAGUCGCCUUGAGAAAGCAAAUGCAGUGAUAGACAUUAUGAGUAGUGCAUUGUCCCUGAUGGCCCAGUUAAAUGAAACAGAUGGUUUGAAUAUAUUGAAGAUGUGUGAAAUUCUGUUGUCUCAGUUGUGCCUUAAAGUUCUUCCCUCUGGUGUCAAAGACACUGGCUGGAACAAGAAGGAUGAUGCAGGGGAACUUCAUCCUCUGUAUCUUGAGGAACCUUUCAAAGACACCAAUACCAAACACGGAAAAAGUAAAGACCCGCCAAUAUGUGAAACUGCGUCCAUGGCAGCACUGCUUCUUCAUGGGCAAGCCAUCGCUCCUAUGCAAUUGGUUGCACGUGUCCCUACUGAUUUGUUUUAUUGGCCAUUGAUUCAACUUGCUGGUGCUGCAACAGACAACAUUGCAUUAGGUGUUUCAGUUGGUAGCAAAGGAAGAGGAAACGUUCCUGGUGCUACUUCAGAUAUAAGAGCCACCCUGUUAUUACUUUUAAUUGGUAAAUGCACUGAAGAUCCUGCAGCUUUUGAAGAUGUUGGUGGAGAACCAUUCUUUAGGGCAUUACUGGAGGAUAUAGAUUCAAGAGUUGCUUAUUACUCUUCCACUUUCCUUCUAAAGAAAAGAAUGUCCGAAGAACCUGAAAGUUACCAGCGUUUGCUACAUAAUCUUGUUUCAAGGGCUCAGCAGAGCAACAACGAAAAACUAUUGGAAAAUCCCUACCUCCAGAUGCGGGGCAUACUUCAGCUAUCGAGUGACUAAUCCAUGUUCUUUCCCAAGUUUCAAACAUCCACCAACUGAAGAAUCUUGAUGUAUAUCAGUUGUAGUACUAACAAAGUUCCAAUGCUGAAGGCCAGCAACCAGCGUGCACUUGUUUCAAUCAGUUGGUUGAAAUGCCGCAAUCAUGCCAACUAUUCUCUUCUUCAGAUCUAUUAUGCAGCCUAUGUUGCUUUCUGGAAGCAUUUCUGGAGGUCUGUAGCACAAUUGUGUGCAUACCAAGGGAUGUGAUUAAGAAUUCCUUGUUUCAUGCAAAUAUCUUAAGAGGACUAGUGGCAUAAUGCAAGAGUUUGUUGGCAAAAAGAUGACAAACAUGUUGUUGACCUUCCAAAGGAAGUUCCAACACUGAGCCAUCCUCAGGUAAUAAGUGUAUAUGAGUAUAUCAAGUUUUAGAAUGAUAAUAAAUGGUGUACAGCACAUGUUAUCAAGAAUCCGGGUUUUCCCCCAUGGAGGAAGAAGGUAUUUAUGAAAUUGUUUGAGUAGAUUAGCUUAGGAAAGAUUGUACUCUUUGAGGUACAACAUAGGAGUGCAAGUUUUGUAGGGAUAUCUCUUCACCAAAUUGUUCACUAGCUUGUGGUAAAUAGGUUCUUGUUUCAUAUGCCUUAGCGUGAAAAUAUGUUUGAAGGGGUUUUUGUUUUAUUGCCCCCCUACAAGCUAUGUUGUGCUGUAGAUGUGUUCAGCACAUUUUUUAGUGCUGAUCUAGUAGUACCUAGUUUAUUAGCAGUAGUUUAUUUCUCUGCUUGCUUGUCUGGUGUACAUUAAUUGGUUUUGUAAUGCUGUAGAGAUGUAAUAAAGUGCUAAAUUAGCAAGGGAUAGUGGAUAACAAGGUGCUAAAAAUAGCUCUGUUUUUUAUGCUACG
Molecule: messenger RNA, 6635 nt
Organism: Cuscuta europaea
Lineage: Eukaryota; Viridiplantae; Streptophyta; Magnoliopsida; Solanales; Convolvulaceae
Source: the annotation of a GenBank genome assembly